CUGUGUAACCCAUCUCUUUAACCCCACAAGAUCUCAACUCUACCGUCCGAUUCGAGAAGACGAAGUUUCUAGAAUGAUGGAGAAGAUAUCAAAAUCAUCAUCCACUUCAAAACCCAUCAAUCUGACCCGGGACAUUAUGUGUUUUACAAGCGCAGUCAUCUGUCGAGUUGCUUUCGGGAGAAGGUAUGAGGAUGAAGGAGAUGAAAUGAAUAAAUUUCAGGAAAUUUGUAACGGAACUCAAGCCAUGCUUGCGGGUUUCUUCGUGUCCGACUAUUUUCCCUUAAUGAGAUGGGUUGAUAGACUAAUCGGAAUGCUUUCUCGCCUUGAAAAAGUUUACAGAGAAGCAGAUGGUUUCUAUCAACAGAUCAUCGAUGAUCAUCUUAAUCCAAAGCAGCAGAAGCCGGAACAGGAAAAUAUCAUUGAUGUCUUGUUGAAAAUCAUGAAGAACCCUGAGUCUUCUUUAAAUCUCUCUUUUGAUCACAUCAAAGCGGUUCUCAUGAAUGUAUUUGUGGCUGGGACGGAUACCAGUGCGGCGGCAGUGAUUUGGGCGAUGACCUUUCUAAUGAAGCAUCCAGGAGUCAUGAAGAAAGCUCAAGAGGAAGUCAGGAAUUUAAUUGGAAACAGAGGAAUUGUAAACGAAGAUGAUAUUGAGCGUUUACCAUACCUAAAAGCGGUGGUUAAAGAGACAUUCAGACUGCAGACCGUAGUUCCAUUACUAGUACCACGAGAAACAAUUCGAAGCUGCAACCUUGGAGGGUACGAAAUUCCGGCCAAAACCUUAAAAGCAACGUUUUGGGGGGCUGAAGAUCAGUACCUGAAAACAAUUCCGUUUUGAUAAUGCAAAUACAACAGCAGUAUGGAAAAAAGUACACUUCUCUGCAAGGAGAGAACAAAAUUUCCCAUUUUAAUGGGGAUAUAUAAAACUUAUUAUGACUUCCGAGGCCGUCCUCUCUUACCGAUUUUCCCCGAAGUGGAUUGCACGCUUUUACUAGAAGAAGGUGGGCGGCCCCUUCCACGCCCACUACCUUUUCCCCGUGGCGUUUUACCACGACCCCUGACACGCUGCCUCUUCUGCUCAGCCUGCCCAUUGGACUGUUCUUCACUACUGUCAGUCGCCACGUCACUACUCUCAUCGUCCUCUUCAUCUUCUGAAUCAGAGACCUUCUUUGACUUCUUCCGCUUCUUUGUGUAACUGGAUGCCUUAGUACCACCUUUUCUAUUAUUUUGCUUAGAAAUUGGACUAUUGCUCACUGGUU
Rubroshorea leprosula is the source of this 1256-nucleotide messenger RNA. Lineage: Eukaryota; Viridiplantae; Streptophyta; Magnoliopsida; Malvales; Dipterocarpaceae. The record is from the annotation of a GenBank genome assembly.